UCUUUAGUAUGAUCUGAUUUAGAUAGGGUCCAUUUUGUUUCGAGUUUUAGGUUGCAGUACGACUAGUUCCGCCAGAGUAUAAAUACAGGAAAACUCGAAUGCUUGUGGCAGUCCGGGGUAAACAUUAGAAGAUGAAAUUCUUGAGUGUAGCAGUGCUUGUGGCCGUUGUGGCAUCCACAUCGGCCGUGUCCUUUUUCUCUGUUGUUCUGGAGGAAUGGGAGUCUUUCAAGCUUGAACAUGGCAAGAAGUAUGACUCAGAGGUCGAGGAGUCAUUCCGCAUGAAGAUCUUCACAGAGAACAAGCACAAGAUUGCCAAGCACAACAAGGGCUUUGCUAUGGGGCACCAUACUUACAAACUCGAAAUGAACAAAUAUGGAGAUAUGCUCCACCAUGAGUUCGUCGCAACCAUGAACGGAUUCCGUGGAAACCACACUGGGGGUUACAAGAGCAACCGCGAAUACACAGGAGCCACCUUCAUUGAGCCUGAUGAUGAUGUGCAGCUGCCCAAGAAUGUCGACUGGAGAACCAAGGGAGCCGUCACACCUAUCAAGGACCAGGGCCAGUGUGGCUCUUGCUGGGCCUUUUCUGCUACUGGUGCAUUGGAGGGUCAGACGUUCCGCAAGACUGGUCAGCUGGUGAGCCUCUCAGAGCAAAACCUGGUGGACUGCUCACGCAAGUUUGGAAACAAUGGCUGCAACGGUGGACUCAUGGACAACGCCUUUGAGUACGUCAAGGAGAAUGGUGGCAUUGACACUGAGGACAGCUACCCAUAUGAUGGAGAGGAUGAGAAGUGCCAUUACAACCCCCGUUCUGCUGGUGCUGAGGAUAAGGGCUUCGUUGAUGUGCGUGAGGGAAGUGAACAUGCACUGAAGAAGGCUGUUGCUACCGUUGGCCCAGUAUCUGUGGCUAUUGAUGCAUCUCAUGAGUCAUUCCAGUUCUACAGCCAUGGUGUGUACAUUGAACCAGAGUGCUCCCCUGAGAUGCUUGACCACGGUGUUCUUGUUGUUGGCUACGGCAUUGACGAUGACGGCACAGAUUACUGGCUGGUCAAGAACUCAUGGGGUACAACCUGGGGUGAUGAGGGCUACGUUAAGAUGGCCCGCAAUCACGACAACCAGUGUGGCAUUGCCUCCUCCGCCUCCUUCCCUCUUGUCUAAAGAGUGAAUAAUGUAAAAGAUCAUGAAGCCACAGUUAAUGUUUACCCUAAAUAAUUUCUUUCCCUCUUUCUUGUGGGUUAGUGCUCUCAAAACAUACAACAAGCAAUACUUCUGAAUGUGAGCACCAGGUUUUGUUGUGUGGGAGUUUUUUAUACAGAGAGCACUAUGUUCUUAAAAGAAAAGCAAAAACCCCAUAGGAAAUUUGUUUACUCGUCUUCAUCACCAUUUAAGAACACUAGAUUUCUUGAAAGAAUGAUAAAAAGAAUUUCACUAUUUAGCUGUGCAACCUUUUCCUAGGAGUGAAUUUUUUCUAAUUGACCUGCUCCCUUCAUGUGACAAACAGGUUAGGGCUUUUUAUUUUUGUAUAAGAAUUGUCUUGUGUCAUAGCAUCUAGGAGUGUGAAUCUUCGCUGUUCAUUUUUCUUACCUGUAAGUGUUAAUGUGUUCGUACGUGCAUUUACAUUUGCUGCCUCAUUUGGGGGGAAAGGCUCAUUAGCUACAAGGUUGUGUGGGAGCAAUAGUUGUACCUCUCCCCACCAGGUGAAAGGAUUGGUCUCCCGUUAAGAGUUUACCCAUUGCAUUAAAGGGUUUUCUUGAGCCUUUUUGUCGGCCAACAUCUUGCAAGGCUUCAUAGGUACGUUUCUAGAAAUGAAAUGUCUGAUCCAGGAAAUUUGAACAGGAGGAGUUGUGUAUCAGGGAGUACACACCUGUGAUGAUAAAAUCUGCUAUGUAGUUUUCUUAAUAAAUAUUUAAAAGUUA
Molecule: messenger RNA, 1915 nt
Organism: Penaeus vannamei (Pacific white shrimp)
Lineage: Eukaryota; Metazoa; Arthropoda; Malacostraca; Decapoda; Penaeidae
Product: cathepsin L-like peptidase
Biological process (GO): positive regulation of apoptotic signaling pathway; positive regulation of peptidase activity; immune response
Cellular component (GO): lysosome
Molecular function (GO): cysteine-type endopeptidase activity; cysteine-type endopeptidase activator activity involved in apoptotic process
Source: RefSeq, a predicted model, not a curated record